AUGGGAAAAAAAUGUUCCUCAGCUGUAUCACUUCAGGCAGUAGGUGGGAAAAUAACUCAUAGAAUCAUAGAGUUGGAAGAGACUACAAGGGCCAUCGAGUCCAACCCCCUGCCAAGCAGGAAACACCAUCAGAGCACUCCUGACAUAUGGUUGUCAAGCCUCUGCUUAAAGACCUCCAAAGAAGGAGACUCCACCACACUCCUUGGCAGCAAAUUCCACUGUCAAACAGCUCUUACUGUCAGGAAGUUCUUCCUAAUGUUUAGGUGGAAUCUUCUUUCUUGCAGUUUGGAUCCAUUGCUCCGUGUCCGCUUCUCUGGAGCAGCAGAAAACAACCUUUCUCCCUCCUCUAUGUGA
Molecule: messenger RNA, 354 nt
Organism: Podarcis lilfordi (Lilford's wall lizard)
Lineage: Eukaryota; Metazoa; Chordata; Lepidosauria; Squamata; Lacertidae
Source: the annotation of a GenBank genome assembly